Cyanistes caeruleus (blue tit) is the source of this 2101-nucleotide messenger RNA. Its product is annotated as carbohydrate sulfotransferase 6-like. Gene Ontology annotation, molecular function: N-acetylglucosamine 6-O-sulfotransferase activity. Lineage: Eukaryota; Metazoa; Chordata; Aves; Passeriformes; Paridae. The record is from RefSeq and is a predicted model, not a curated record. Gene Ontology annotation, cellular component: Golgi membrane. Gene Ontology annotation, biological process: carbohydrate metabolic process; keratan sulfate proteoglycan biosynthetic process; N-acetylglucosamine metabolic process.
UCCCGCUGCCCCGGCGCCUCGGCCACGUCUGAAAGCGGCUCAUUGUCUCUGUCGGCAGCUCGGAGCCGCGGCGGUGGCGGGAGGCGGCGACAAGGUGAAGGUGACAUGCUGAUCGGAAGCAUUUGUCAGUAUUUCUUAGCUGCAACAGUUGCUACAAGUGAGGCACACAGCGCGCACCUCAGCCCAAUCGUCCUCGGACUGUUUGAAUUUGUGGACGCUAUUGUACCGGUGCAGACAGAGUCUCGACUUUUCUCAUUGCCCUUCCUCGGUGAGAAUGGCAAGGAUUCGGAUUCCUAGCACAAUUGUUAUCAUUUUUGUUACAGUUCAGACUGGAUUCUUACUCUUCAUGUAUGCCCGGUACAGUAGCUUCACACCUCAGUCUGAGGAGAAACCAUCACAAGUCCACGUACUUAUUCUCUCUUCUUGGCGGUCGGGAUCUUCUUUUGUCGGUCAACUUUUCAGCCAGCAUCCCAGCGUCUUCUACCUGAUGGAACCUGCAUGGCAUGUGUGGGUUACAAUGUACCAGAACAGUGCCAAAGUCUUACACAUGGCAGUGCGGGAUUUAGUCAGGUCGGUCUUUCUGUGUGACAUGUCUGUGUUUGACGCGUACAUGCCUUGGAAGAGAAACUUAUCCGAUCUUUUCCAGUGGGCAGCAAGUCGGGCUCUGUGUUCAGCUCCUGCUUGUGACUUUUUUCAACGUACCGACAUAACCAGUGAAUUGGCAUGCAAGACCCUUUGUGGACGGUAUCCAUUCAGCAAGGUGGAGGAAGCCUGUAAAACUUACAGCCACGUUGUCAUCAAGGAAGUUCGGUUCUUUGACUUGAAGGUCCUAUACCCCCUUCUCACUGAUCCAUCCCUGAAUCUCAAAAUUAUUCACCUGGUCCGUGACCCCAGGGCAGUUGUUAAGUCACGAGAACAAUCAGUCAAAGCGUUAGCCCGUGACAAUGGAAUUGUCUUGAGUACCAAUGGCACUAAAGUGGAAGAUAGCAAAUACAAAGUAAUGCAAGAGGUUUGCAGAAGUCAUGUUCAGAUUUAUGAAACAGCUACUCUAAAACCACCUAAUUUCCUGAAAGAUCGCUAUUUAAUGGUCCGUUUUGAAGAUCUGGUAAGAGAACCGUUAUCAGAAAUCUCAGAAAUGUAUAAAUUUGCAGAUCUUAGUUUGACUCCCAGGCUCAAAAGCUGGAUCUAUAAUAUCACACAUGGACAGGGACCAGGGAAAAAAAAAGAAGCCUUCAAAAUAACAUCUCGAGAUGCAGUUAGUGUUUCACAGGCCUGGAGAAAUGUUCUUUCCUUUCAGAAAGUUAAGAAAAUACAGGAAGUUUGCAAAGGUGCUAUAAACAUUCUUGGUUAUCAGCUGGUGGAUUCAGAAAAAGAACAAAGAGAUCUGACAUUGGAUUUGGUGUUGCCAAGGCGACAAAAUCAAUUCAGUUGGUCAUCAUUUAAUCCAAAACACUGAGACAUUUUUGAGAGAUCUGGGAGGUGGGGAGGGCUAGUUAUUUGAAUAUUUCUCUACUGUGCAGCAUAUAGUAGUUGGAAAAUCCUUGGCUGAUGACUUUAUGUUUUCCUCUACUCCUUUUCUGCUAAUGUAAGAAGGUUUUUUUACAUUAAAAAAAAGACAGCAAAGUUCUUGUCAGCCCAUUACUGUGCUGCUCACAACAUUGUCCUAAGAAUAUAAUUUAAGCACCUUCUAUUAAAACAUGGAUUAUCAAAGAUGUCUUUGUUUACUGAUAAUAUUUCAAAUAUUUUUUUUCACGCUUUAAUUAUUUAAGGAUCAGAGUUUGUUAUUUGUAUAUACAGAACAAUGUAGAUUAACCAAAUUUCUUCACUUGACUUUCUUCUUUAAAGUUGUCGUGCAGUUGUAUAUUUUUUUUUUUUUAGACUUUUGGUAUUUUAAAUUUUAACGUGUAACUUUUCCAAAAGGUAGGGUAUCUGCAGCAGCUGUGUUGUAAAAGGCUUAAAUAGGAACUUCAUUUAUUGAUAGAUUUCAUAGUGGUUUCCUUGGAAUGGCAAUGUUUACAAUUCAGUGUGAUGUUUGUUUGGAGUGCAAAAACCAAAGAAAUGAAGGAACUUUCGGUGGAAUUACAGUGGAAAUAGCGUUUCA